AUGGGAGAACAACAUCCACUUUUUACAUGUAAAGCACAUAUAUUUCAGGUUGAUCCAGAAACACGAAAAUCGUGGAUACAGUUAUCGGGUGGUGCUGUAAACGUUCAAAUAUUUCAUGAUAGUGUUAAGAACGUUUAUCGAAUCUUGUCUGUUGAGAAUUCCAAGGUGUUAAUAAAUACCGUUGUAUCUGCUCGAAUGACAUUUACUAAAACUUCACAAAAGUUUUGUCAAUGGGUCGAUUCUCGAGCAAAUACGGUUUAUGGCUUGGGAUUUGCUAAUGAAACGGAUCUGAGUCGAUUUAUGGAAAAAUUUGUUGAAGUAAAAGAAGCAACACGAAAUGCUCAGAAAAACAGUGAACAUAGAAGUAGUAGCGUGGAUGCAAGACAAACACCACGGUCCGAAGCAGAUUGGUCGAUACAGUCGAAUGAUGGACAGUUAAAAUAUGAGAACGGUUGUCUAAAAUUGGCUUUAGCACAAAGUUCUCAAAAUGCAAAAAAAUGGCAAGAUGAAUUAGAAAUCUUGCGAAAUAAUAAUGUUAAAUUAACAACAGCGCUUCAAGAAAGUCACGGAAAUGUUGAAGAAUGGAAACGUCAAUUACAAUUUUAUCGUGAUGAGUGUUCACGACUUCGUCAAAUGGUAGCAAAUCAUACAGUUGGAAAUACACCCAGUGGUCAUGAUGCACAAGAACUAAAAAGUCUUUUGGACGCAGCUGAUCAACGAAAUAAAGAACAAGAACAGAAAAUGCUCAUACUUGAAAAUCAAGUACAAAAAUAUAUGUCACAAAUGGGAACAUUACAAGAUCGUUUAUCGUCUGUUGAAUCGGAUAAUCAUAGUUUAAGUACAGAAUUACAAUUAAUACAACGUCGAACACCACAACAUGAUAAUACUAUUAUUGGCGGUACAUUACCACGAUCUCGUCCCAUGUCACCGGGAAAUAUUUCUAAUCAUCGUCGGGUUCAGUUAAUGCGUAUGAAAGAAUUAUUUGAAAAAAAAUCACAAGAUUUUCGUGAUACAAUACAAACAAAAUCUCAAGAUUUACAACAUUUAUGUCUACAGAUAACUCAAAGUGUUGCUGAAUUAUAA
Molecule: messenger RNA, 1083 nt
Organism: Didymodactylos carnosus
Lineage: Eukaryota; Metazoa; Rotifera; Eurotatoria; Philodinida; Philodinidae
Source: the annotation of a GenBank genome assembly